UCAACUCCCAGCGGAAGAGGAAGACAACUGAACUGAUUAUGUCUCCUCCGAUUCGUUGUAGGAUAGUUAAAACCAGGGUUAAAAAACAGAUGUCCGUAGCUGUAUGUAUCGGGAUAAACAUUUGAAGUGGUUUAUAAUAUCGGUCAGUGAGAGUACGAAGCGAAGGGUUUCGUCUUUUUGAAAAAAAUUUUUUUUUAGGACUUGUAAAUAUGACUUCCCUGACACAGCGGAGUUCGGGCCUAGUGCAGAGGCGGACCGAGGCCUCUCGUAGCUCUGCCGCCGACAAGGACCGAGGAACCGGGGAUGAGGACUUCGAGACCCGCCGCCGCGGAGGAGGAGAGGAAGAGGAGGAAGAAGAGGAUAAGGCAGACUCCAAAGAAACUCGACUCACAUUGAUGGAAGAAGUGUUGCUCUUGGGAUUGAAGGACCGCGAGGGCUACACGUCGUUCUGGAACGACUGCAUCUCGUCGGGGCUGCGUGGCUGCAUGCUCAUAGAGCUGGCCAUCAGAGGACGACUACAGCUGGAGACCUGUGGCAUGAGGAGGAAAAGCCUGCUCGCCAGGAAGGUGAUCUGUAAGUCAGAUGCUCCGACGGGAGACGUGCUAUUGGACGAGGCUCUGAAACACGUGAAGGAGACCCAGCCCCCAGAGACGGUGCAGAGCUGGAUUGAGCUGCUCAGCGGCGAGACGUGGAACCCUCUGAAGCUGCACUACCAGCUGAGGAACGUGAGAGAGCGCCUGGCCAAGAACCUGGUGGAAAAGGGCGUGCUGACCACGGAGAAACAGAACUUCCUCCUCUUCGACAUGACCACUCAUCCGCUCACCAACAACAACAUCAAACAACGCCUCAUCAAGAGGGUUCAGGAGGCCGUGUUGGAGAAAUGGGUCAACGACCCGCACCGCAUGGACAAACGGAUGCUCGCCCUCAUCUUCCUGGCCCACUCGUCUGAUGUCCUGGAGAAUGCCUUUUCCCCUUUGCUGGACGACCAGUAUGACCUGGCCAUGAAGAGAGUACGGCAGCUCCUGGACCUGGAGCCAGAGGGGGAGAGCACGAAGACCAACGCCAAUGAGUUGUUGUGGGCCGUGGUGGCCGCCUUUACCAAGUGAC
Molecule: messenger RNA, 1107 nt
Organism: Oncorhynchus keta (chum salmon)
Lineage: Eukaryota; Metazoa; Chordata; Actinopteri; Salmoniformes; Salmonidae
Gene: golph3a
Product: golgi phosphoprotein 3a
Exons: 4
Coding region: 210-1106 (298 amino acids)
Biological process (GO): retrograde vesicle-mediated transport, Golgi to endoplasmic reticulum; Golgi to plasma membrane protein transport; Golgi vesicle budding
Cellular component (GO): cytosol; Golgi cisterna; trans-Golgi network
Molecular function (GO): phosphatidylinositol-4-phosphate binding
Source: RefSeq, a predicted model, not a curated record